UGGAUUCCAACAAAAACAGUUUAGAGCAGCAGGAGAAUAAUCUGCAGCUUUCUUCUGGAAUAAUGCUGCAACCGCCAUCUUCUUCUUCACCGUCGUCGUCGUCUGCCGCAGCUCCGGCGUGGGGUUUCAUAAACAAAGACGGUAACGGAGCUUAUGACUUUGGUGAAUUAGAUCAUGCCCUUCUCCUCUACCUUGAUAAUAAUGCUCAACAACCCUCACUUUUCCAACACCAUAAGCAGAAUUCAGAGUUGAAACCACAUACUCUGGACAUUUUUCCUUCCAAACCCAUGAAUAUCGGUUCUUCAUCGGCAAAGCCAAAUUCUGGAUCAUCGUCUGAGCCGUCAAAACCAAAAAGCGACGGCGGCGUUAACGUUGUUGCUUCUGAAUCUACUUCUGAACCACUCAAACUUCCUAAGUGUGAAGAAAGCCAUGCGGGUUCGACUUCAGGAGCUCAGCAAGAUUGUGCAAAAACUCUUGAUCCUAAGGCAUUAAGGAGACUUGCUCAAAAUAGGGAGGCAGCAAGGAAAAGCAGACUUAGAAAAAAGGCAUAUGUUCAGCAGCUGGAAUCAUGUAGGAUGAAGCUCACUCAACUAGAGCAAGAAAUACAACGAGCUUGGGCUCAAGGAAUUUAUUUUGGUGGAAAUUCCAAUUUAGGAGGAGAACAAGGCCAUCCACUUUCUGUGGGCAACAUAAGCUCAGAUGCUGCAAUUUUUGACCUGGAGUACACUCGGUGGCUGGAAGAGCACCACCGGCUGUUGACGGAGCUGCGGAGUGCAGUGGAGGAGCAGUUGCCGGAGAACGAUAUGAGGAUGUACGUGGACAGUAUUGUGGCACAUUUUGACGAGAUAAUCAACCUCAAGAGCAUGUUAGCCAAAUCCGACGUCUUCCAUAUCUUUUCCGGCAUGUGGAAGACUCCGGCGGAGCGCUGCUUCAUGUGGGUGGGCGGUUUCCGGCCAUCCGACCUUCUCAAGAUAAGUGUGAAUCAGAUGGAAGGUGUGACGGAGCAGCAGCUAGUAGGGUUAUAUGGACUGCAACAAUCUACACAAGAAGCAGAAGAAGCUAUAUCAAGAAGCUUGGAAGCUCUGAAUCAGUCUCUCUCAGAUUCAUUGUCCUCUGAUACGCUUAGCUUUUCUUCCCACAUGCAUAUGGGCGACUACAUGGCUCAAAUGGCUGCCGCCAUGGCCAAACUCUCCACCCUCGAGGCUUUCCUUCAACAGGCUGAUAAUUUGAGGCAGCAAACAGUGCAUAGAGUCCAUGAGAUUCUGUCGCCCCGUCAAGCUGCAAGGUGUUUUCUGGGCAUUGCUGACUACUUCCAUCGUCUCCGAGCUCUCAGCUCUCUCUGGCUAACUCGCCCUAGGCAGGAUUAAUGAAUCAUAUAUAUCAUAUUAGAUAGAUACCUUACCUUAGCUUGUACAUAUAGAAAGAAGCUAGCUAAUUAAUUAAGAUUAAUUAGUCAAAUUUCAGGCUGAUUAUCAAAUAUUAUCUAGGAGUACUUAUCAU
Ipomoea nil (Japanese morning glory) is the source of this 1500-nucleotide messenger RNA. Its product is annotated as transcription factor TGA2.2. The transcript has 11 exons. The coding region runs from base 63 to 1367 and encodes 434 amino acids. Gene Ontology annotation, molecular function: DNA-binding transcription factor activity; sequence-specific DNA binding. The record is from RefSeq and is a predicted model, not a curated record. Gene Ontology annotation, biological process: regulation of DNA-templated transcription; DNA-templated transcription. NCBI's taxonomy places the organism in Eukaryota, Viridiplantae, Streptophyta, Magnoliopsida, Solanales, Convolvulaceae.